Molecule: messenger RNA, 2080 nt
Organism: Rattus norvegicus (Norway rat)
Lineage: Eukaryota; Metazoa; Chordata; Mammalia; Rodentia; Muridae
Gene: Gpihbp1
Product: glycosylphosphatidylinositol anchored high density lipoprotein binding protein 1
Exons: 4
Coding region: 39-749 (236 amino acids)
Source: RefSeq, marked provisional
UGAGGACUGCACCAGUGGACAGAACAGCCUGAGUCAGGAUGAAAGCUCUCAGGGCUGUCCUCCUGAUCUUGCUACUCAGUGGACAGCCAGGGAGCAGCUGGGCACAAGAAGCUGGCGAUGUGGACCUGGAGCUAGAGCGCUACAGCUACGAUGAUGACGGUGAUGACGAUGAUGACGAUGAUGAAGAAGAGGAAGAGGAGGAGACCAACAUGAUCCCUGGCAGCAGGGACAGAGCACCGCCUCUACAGUGCUACUUCUGCCAAGUGCUUCACAGCGGGGAGAGCUGCAACGAGACACAGAGCUGCUCCAGCAGCAAGCCCUUCUGUAUCACAGUCAUCUCCCAUGGCAAAACUGACACAGGUGUCCUGACGACCUACUCCAUGUGGUGUACUGAUACCUGCCAGCCCAUCGUGAAGACAGUGGACAGCACCCAAAUGACCCAGACCUGUUGCCAGUCCACACUCUGCAAUAUUCCACCCUGGCAGAGCCCCCAAAUCCACAACCCUCUGGGUGGCCGGGCAGACAGCCCCUUGAAGGGUGGGACCAGACAUCCUCAAGGUGACAGGUUUAGCCACCCCCAGGUUGUCAAGGUUACUCAUCCUCAGAGCGAUGGGGCUCACUUGUCUAAGGGUGGCAAGGCUAACCAGCCCCAGGGAAAUGGGGCCGGAUUCCCUGCAGGCUGGAGCAAAUUUGGUAACGUAGUUCUCCUGCUCACCUUCCUCACCAGUCUGUGGGCAUCAGGGGCCUAAAGACCCGUCCUCCCCCAACCAGGACCCUUCAGCCUUUCCUCCCUGACAACCAGCUUCAGAGAAUAAACUUGAAUGUCUUUUGCCAUCUAGCCAGUUGCUACUCCUUCGGCCAUUCCCUGCCCUCAGUUUCACCCUCAGGCCUCCUUGCCUUCUUCUCUUCUCAGCCCGUGGGUGGGUAACAUGUCAGCCUCAGAUCUGGCUGUCUGUUGCCUGUGCUGUGGGGACGUUCAGCCUACAGGGGCCCCAUCUGCUCAGCUACGCAGAAAAAAUAACAAGCCUCAAAGGCUCAUUCUCAUCUUGAAUUUGCCAGCACGAAAUUCUCCCCGCUAGAGCCACCAUCUAGAGAAAAUCAGCCCUUACGUGUGGGGUGCAGGGUGAGCCUCCAGAGACCUGAAGGGAGGAGGUGUUGGAAGGAAACCAAGAGUGUUGCAGGGCUGAAAUACAAUGGCUGCAGCUAAGGGAGGGAGGGAGGCAGAGAGGGUAAGGAAGGCCUGGCUGCUCAGUAGGGGAUUCUUCAGCUGUGGCCUGGCACAGAAAUCCAUCCUCUUCUGGGUUCUAGAACCUCUCUUCUAGCGUAGGCCUCCAAGAGGAUGCUGGGAGCACAAGAUGGACCACACAUCUGGGAAAUGUCACAGAGCCCCAAGAACUCCUUAGGCAGAGAAAUAGAUGGGACUCCCAUCCCUGCCUGGGGGCAUGGGUACCUUCUCUGGUGAGGAGAGGCCCCUAGGAGGUAGCAUCUCCUUGAGUCAUCAGGGAACCUGGCUUCUUGGCAGGAGGGCCCAUCUUUGACUGAGUACAGCUCCUUUGGCUGAGCUCUUGGCUUCCGUGACUGCAUCAAGCUAGACCUCCACCAGCAGCUGGUGCCAGAGCAGAUCUCUGGGGUAGGAAAAAGACCAUGCCCGGACCACUGCUCCACUGCUGACUUGGAUAGAACUCAGUUUCCCCCACUUGUGCAACAAGCAGACGGCUUGAGGGACUCCCAGGUCCACAGUAGCUCAGCGUUGCAAAACUAGAAGUCUAGAGUCCUUGCCUAAAAGCUGAGUUUGUUUGUUGGCAUGCAAUAAGAAAUCCCUAUUCUAGCUUAUCUCUCCUGUUCCUGUUAAUAAAGCAUCUGUGCCAAGCCAGGCUGUACAAGGCCAGAGCUCUUGAGUGGAGGAGGCACCUCUUCCUCUGUCCCCUUUCUCCUUCCUGCUGACUGGAACUCAGCAGCCCUUUCUACCACAAGGAAGCACCAUGCAGUGGCAAGGGGACAUGGGAGAAGGUUCUGGAACACCAGUAAACAAGGCAUUGCACCGUGUACCUCAGGAGGGGAAGUAAACUCCCUUGUUGAA